Rotaria socialis is the source of this 960-nucleotide messenger RNA. The record is from the annotation of a GenBank genome assembly. NCBI's taxonomy places the organism in Eukaryota, Metazoa, Rotifera, Eurotatoria, Philodinida, Philodinidae.
AUGCAGCUACAAGAGCGUAUAUUACAGCUUAUGAAAAAUAGUUCAGAUACACUAUCAUUAACAUACACAGAAUUUUGUCAUAUAAGAAAUGUUAUAACACGAGCUGAUCUAGAAAAUCUAUUAUUUAAUGAAAAACUCUAUACAGAGGUUGCACAGGGCAAAUUAUGUUUUGCAUGUCGAAAGGUUCAUUUUAAUUUAUUGUCAUUUACAUUUGGUAUUGAAUGUAAUGUUUGCAAACAAAAAGUUUGUCGGAAUUGUAUUACACAAAUUGCUUUGCCAAAAGAAAGAUUGAAUGAUAUACCAAUACAAGCAUUUACUCCAUCAAAGUUAACAAAGUCAUUUUUACAACCAGAUAGAUUUUACUCACUUGAUGUACAAUCUCCUGUGACACUGACAGCAAAUGAUAAAUACCAGACUAUCAGCUAUAAUUAUAGUGAAAUACGUCGUUCAUCUACGCCAAGUAAUAUUCAAAAACAACUUAACGCCACAAAAUGGUGUACAGAACCGAUUGAUAUAUGUACGGACUGCUUUUUCCUUUUACAACAAAUUCGAGAGAAAUUUCGUCAACGUCACGUAUCACCAACAAUAACAACAAACUCAGCUUCAUCAAGUUCAUCAUCAUCCAAUCGUUUGUAUCAUUUAUCAACACAUUCAACGUCAAAUUUUAAUCCUUCAAUGUCAUCAUCAACAUCAUCAAUAGCUACUUUAUUGGCACAACAACAACAACAACAACAACAACAACAACGUGCAUUAGUUGUUAAAGCAAUUGCAAUCUAUGCAAAAUUAACUCAGACUAAAUCCGCUCAAGAUCUAUCAAUGAACAAUGUCUCAUUACCAAAACUAACCACAACAGAUGACAACAAUGAUGAUUCAAAUGAAAAAGUUAGUCUAUCACGAGAUCAUCUGUUUCUGAAACUUCAAUCAACAUAUGACGUAAAAUCAAAUAAUGUUGAAACAUGA